AUGGUAAAACAGAGAGUUAAUCAAGUGGAGGGACAGACUGAAUAUGCAUUUGUCAUUCAAAAUGAUGGCAAGGAUACUGAUAGACUGAAUGUCUGCUUGGGAAAUGUUCAUCUGAGGAUGCUGGUGGACUCAGGUGCUUCCAGCAAUAUUAUAGAUGAGAAAACAUGGGAGAAACUGAAAUCUGAGAGAAUUAAAUGUCAUUCGUACAUCCCAGAUACAAAGAAAAAUUUGUUCUCUUACUCAUCUGAUCAGCCUUUGCCGGUAAAGGGAGCAUUUAAAUGUGAUGUAACAAUAGGCAGUCGGAUGGUACAUGCUGAGUUUAUUGUUAUAGAAGGAACUGGUGAACCUCUGCUAGGGAGAGAUACAGCCAUGGAGCUUGGAGUACUCAAAAUUGGGACAGAUAUUGCAGCGGUAACAGACCUUAAACAAUCACUCCAAUCACAAUACCCAGAAGUGUUUCAGGGAGUUGGUAAGCUGAAAACUAAGCAAAUCUGUCAGUACAUAGAUCAAACAGUCCAGCCAGUAGCCCAGCCCUUAAGAAGAAUACCAUUUAAUCUGAGGGGUCCUGUGGAAGAUAAAAUCAAAGAACUCUUAGAGAUGGACAUUAUAGAAGAAGUAAAUGGACCCACUCCAUGGGUCAAUCCUGUUGUAAUUGUGCCAAAAGCUAAUUCUGAAAUCAGACUUUGUCUUGACAUGCGGCAGGCCAAUCGAGCAAUCAUCAGAGAACGAUACCCUAUUCCUACAGUAGAUGAACUUCUACAAAGUAUGAACGGAUCAAUGAUUUUCAGCAAAUUGGAUCUGAAAUGGGGUUACCAUCAGUUAGAGCUGACACCAGAAUCUCGCCAGAUCACAACUUUUGCAGUUCAUAAUGGAGUGUACAGAUAUAAGCGUCUCAUUUUUGGAGUAUCAUCUGCAAGUGAGCAAUAUCAACAUGAGAUAGCUGCUGCACUUACUGGAAUAGAGGGAGUUGAAAACAUCUCUGAUGAUAUAAUUGUGCAUGCUCCGGACCAAAAAACACACAGCCAACGCCUACAUGCCGUCUUGAAGCGCAUAAGAGAAUGCGGACUGACUUUAAAUCCGGAAAAAUGUCAGUUUUGCAUAGAUCGCUUAAACUUCAUGGGAAUCCUGCUGACACAGAAAGGGAUUGGGCCCACUGAAGAAAGAGUCAGGGCUGUAGUGGAAGCCCGAGAACCACAAAACGUCUCUGAAAUUAGAAGUUUUCUCGGACUUGUCAGUUACAGUAGCAGAUUUAUUCCACAAUUUGCAACACUGGCGGAGCCAUUAAGACGUCUUACCAGAAAGGAAACAGAAUUUGUCUUCGGACAUGAACAGAAAAGGGCAUUUAAUGCUCCAAAGGAGGAACUUGCAAAAGCAGGGACUUUGGCAUACUUUGACAAAGAUGCACCAACCCAGGUUAUAGCUGAUGCGAGCCCUGUAGGGGUGGGGGCAGUACUAACGCAGUGUCAAAAGGGUCAAAUGGUGCCAGUGUGCUACAUAAGCAGAAGUUUAUCAGAUUGUGAGAGACGGUACUCCCAGACAGAGAGGGAGGCCCUUGCUCUUGUAUGGGCUUGUGAAAGGCUUCACCCGUAUAUCUAUGGGAGACAGUUUGACUUGCUCACAGACCAUAAACCGUUAGAGUCAAUAUAUGGUCCACGUUCUAAGCUAUGUGCCCGCAUAGAGCGGUGGGUUUUACGUCUCCAACCACAUGACUUUAAGAUUGUCUAUGUUUCAGGAAAAGAGAAUAUUGCUGACCCUUUGUCACGACUUUUAGGGAGCACAGCAAUGAGAGAGAAACACUCACAUGACUCGGAUGAGUAUGUGAGAUUUGUAGCCAUUAGUGCCACUCCAAGAGCCCUAACCACAAGGGAGGUGGAAGAAGCUUCAGAAAAAGAUGCAGAACUGACAGAAGUGCGAAGAGCUAUUGAAAGUGGACACUUUGAAAAGUGUAUGUCUUAUGCAGCCAUAGCUAAUGAGCUGUGCACAAUAGGCUAUCUGGUUUUACGUGGAACACGUAUUGUACUUCCAAAAACAUUACAAGCACGAGCACUAGCACUUGCCCAUGAGGGACAUCUAGGUAUAGUUGGAACUAAGCAGCAUCUCAGAACCAAAGUAUGGUGGCCUGGCAUGGACAGAGCUGCUGAGAAACAUUGUAAAUCGUGUCAUGGCUGUCAAAUUGUCUCUCGUCCUGAUGCUCCUGAGCCACUACAACCUUUACUAUUACCUGAUGGACCGUGGCAAGAUUUAGCAGUGGAUCUGCUGGGGCCCUUGCCUUCGAAACAUUCAAUUCUGGUUGUUGUGGAUUAUUAUAGCAGGUAUUAUGAGUAUGAUAUAAUGACCUCCACCACAACUUCAAAUGUGAUUGACAGCCUAGAGGGCAUAUUUAGCCGACAUGGACUUCCCUUAACACUCAAAUCAGACAAUGGACCUCAGUUCAGGUCAGACGAAUUCAAAGCUUUCUGUGAAGGGAAUGGAAUUAAACAUCUGAAAACAACACCUAAAUGGGCCCAGGCUAACGGUGAAGUUGAGCGUCAGAAUGCCUCUAUCAUGAAACGUAUUCGAAUUGCGCAGUCUGAGGGACUGGACUGGCAAAAGGAUCUCAGGAGGUAUGUUACAGUAUACAGAAGAAUUGUACACAACACAAGAGGAAAAAGUCCAGCUGAACUCUUGUUUAAAAGGAAAAUGAGAGGCAAGCUACCUGAACUCACAUCUGUGGAUACAGAUCUCGAAGUUCAUGAUUAUGAUGCUGAGAAAAAAGGAAAAUACAAACUGUACGCUAAUGAACACCGCAAAGCACAACAAUCAAGUGUAGAGGUUGGAGAUCAAGUUUUGAUCAGACAGGACAAGACUGAUAAAUUCACCACACCAUUCAGUGCAACACCUCACACAGUAAUCAGAAGAGCUGGAAACCAAAUAACUGUCGAACCACCAACUGGAGCUCAAUAUAGCCGCAAUACAACAUUUGUGAAGAGAUAUGUGGAGAAAGAAACAGAAGACAGCCAGGGUAACAAAAAAGCAGAAGAUGCCAGCUGUUCUGGGGACACAAAUCAAAAGAAACUGCUAGAGGGAUCAGUUAGACCUGUAUCCACAACAGAGUGUGAACAAAAUGCCUCAUAUGAGAAGCCCAAAAGAUUACCAAAAAAAUUUACAGACUUUGUCAUUAGUUGA
Danio rerio (zebrafish) is the source of this 3165-nucleotide messenger RNA. The record is from RefSeq and is a predicted model, not a curated record. Lineage: Eukaryota; Metazoa; Chordata; Actinopteri; Cypriniformes; Danionidae.